UUUCUUUACGUAAACAUGUUCCGAAGGAAGCACGACCCAUCCAAUUCCAAACCAACCCCUUUAUUCACUGCACUCAAAUCCCCUCCGCAAGCGAGCCAGAACAGGGACGGAGCAGUUGAUCGAUGGAGACCGCCGCACUCAUCGCAACCCAUACCAAAAAUAGGGACCGGUGGACCAAACUCAUCCUUUUGGUAGAGUAGCCAUCAGGAGUGAUGUGACCACACCAAUCCUACAGAGUAUUCAGGGUUGAUUCAGCUCUUACUAGUAUACGGAUCGAUUCGACUGACCAGAUCACCCGUGCAAAAUUUCAGGGUCGGUUCAGUCGCGGGAAGCAACGCGAAACGGAACGGGUGGGCCUUGCGUUGGACAGCUGUCGCGAAGACAUUGUUUUGUAUCGGUCUUGCUGGUUCAAAUAGAGGGAAGCGAAGCUGCAGGCCUGCAUGCUCUCCGUCUCCGUUCUCCGAGACCCGGGAGGACGAAUGCAGAUGACGCGAUCUGAGGGAUUAUUGACGAACCACUCGGAGCCGGCGGUGGUGACGAGGAAUCAAUGGGAGGUGGAGUUCUCGCGCUUCUUCAAUUUACCACGGUGGGCCUCCGGCGCUCCGGCUGGCCUCCGGGCUCUCCCCAAGGGCAAGAUCCGAUCCACGGGCACAUGGAUCACCUCCUCCUCCCCGGCCCUUCUCAUCCUGCACAAGCCGACCGGCGCCUCUGCCUUCGUCCUCUCCGUCAACGUCCAGGAAUACGCUCUUGAGGAACACUUUGUUUCCAGUCUCCUCUUCUCAUGGCCGCAAGUUUCAUGUGUUUCUCAAUGCCCAGUCAGGGGGAGCAGGGUGGUCUUCAUGAGUUACAUGGAUGUCUCCAGCCAGAUUCAGAAGUUUGCUGUGCGAUUCCCAACUUGUUCUGAUGUUGAAGCAUUCCUUGCUUUUGUGAAGGAAUGUUCAAGGGGAAUGCCGGAGAGUGACUUUGCACGUGAAACUUCAUCUCAAUCUGAAAUAAUUUCCUCUAAUGGACUUCAGUAUAGUUCUGGAGAACCUACAACAGCAUGUGGUUUGGAAGUACCAGCUUCAAGUUACAGCAGGGAGCAACCAGAGUUGCUGCAUUCUAGCUGCACUCAUUCCAUUUGCCCUGGCUUUCCACCUAGCUUUACAGAGCUUCUAACCAACUGUUCAAAUGGUACCCAAAAAGGCAUGUCGGAGCAAAACUGUUCUGCAAAUGGAUUCCUGAAUAAAAAUUCUGCUUCCAUUUCCAUCUAAUGAAGUUUUUGCUUAAUUGUCUUUUUUUAUUUAAAUUAAUAGAGCAAACAAAUCCCAUAGCUGAGCCUGAUGUUCCCUCUCCUGAUGAGGAACACCCGGUGGAUCCUCUCUUACAAGAUGCUUCCAAGCAAGUGGACUCAAUGUCAGGAGCUGAUAUUAAGAGAAAAAUUGUGGAAUACAUGUCAGAUGCUACUUUUCAAGAGAUGCUAUUCAAACUGGAGAAGGUCAUUGAUGAGUUGGGCGGCGAUUUAGCACUAUAGGUGGCUGGCUUGCUCAUUUCGUGGUGACUCUCAUCCUGUGUUUUUGAUUAGUCUUAACAACAGAAAGGUCAACUUAGGGUAAUCUCUCUCUCUCUCUCUCUCUCUCUCUCUCUUUGCUAAUAGGUAUGUUCUGUGAAGCCGUUGAAUAGAAUUUAAAAGUUUGGUGUACCAAGUCUUGUUUUGGCAUAGGAGCAACCUGAUUUUAUAGCACAAUCUGGACUUCGUUUCUUUUCUCUUCUCGAAUUUGUUUCGCGUUAAUUCCAUAUCAGCAGAAUCUGUAACCUAAUUUGACUGAAUGGGACGUAUUACGAUCACGGGACGACGAAAUGCUUGUGUCAACGUGAAGGUCAAAGUUAGACAAAUGGCGGUAACACAAUCACUGGUAAGAGUUGAUUAUGGGUUAGUUUUGUUCGUAGCAUAAUCUAUUUUCUUCUGGCUUAUGAAUAAUGAUGGAUUGGUUUUGUUCGCAGCAGUCAUUUCCUGUUGGGUUAUGAAUGAUGACAGAAUAAUGUAUGCCAGUCAUUAAUUGAUGAAAAUUUUUGUUAUAAAUCACCUAAUGGUGCAGAAUGAAUCCCUACACCCAUACGACUUAGGAUUAGACUGGCCCUACAGAAAUGAAAAUUAUAUUGUAUUAUAUGGGUUUGAACUUU
Musa acuminata AAA Group (dessert banana) is the source of this 2163-nucleotide messenger RNA. Its product is annotated as protein POOR HOMOLOGOUS SYNAPSIS 1-like. Lineage: Eukaryota; Viridiplantae; Streptophyta; Magnoliopsida; Zingiberales; Musaceae. The coding region runs from base 441 to 1253 and encodes 270 amino acids. The transcript has 9 exons. The record is from RefSeq and is a predicted model, not a curated record.